Messenger RNA from Striga hermonthica, 3285 nucleotides. NCBI's taxonomy places the organism in Eukaryota, Viridiplantae, Streptophyta, Magnoliopsida, Lamiales, Orobanchaceae. The record is from the annotation of a GenBank genome assembly.
AUGCCUCCUAUCAUAUCCUUUCUCCUCCUCCUCUUCACCGCCUCCCUUUUCUUCUCCACUUGCUUUUCCAUUGACGACCAGGGCCGAGCUCUGCUCCAAUGGAAGUCAACCCUAAAUGACUCCGCCGCCGCCGCCCUCCGCUCCUGGACCCCGGACGACGCCACCCCGUGCAACUGGUUUGGCGUCACCUGCACCCCCGACGGCGCCGUCCAGGAACUCAGCCUCAAGUCCGUCGACCUGCGGGGCCCACUCCCCUCCAAUCUCCAACCCCUCAAGUCGCUCAAUACCCUCGUUCUCCAGUCCGCCAACCUCAACGGCGUAAUCCCCGCCGAAUUCGGGGAAUACUCCGACCUCGCUCUCAUUGACGUCAGCGACAAUGCCCUAUCCGGCCAGAUUCCCCCCGAAAUCUGCGGGCUCAGCAAGCUGCGGACGUUGGUCCUCAACACCAACUCGCUCCAAGGCGGAAUACCGCCGGAAAUCGGCAACCUAUCGAGCCUCGAGCGCCUCAUACUGUUCGACAACCAGCUCAGCGGCGAGAUCCCCAAGAGCAUAGGGAGGUUGAAAAACCUCACGGCCUUCAGAGCAGGCGGGAAUCAUAAUCUCAAGGGCCAGUUGCCCGACGAAAUCGGAAACUGCACCAAUUUGGAGAUUCUCGGGCUGGCCGAGACCAGCAUUUCCGGGAACCUGCCUCCGUCGAUCGGAAACCUGCACAAAAUCCAGACAAUCGCGAUUUACACUUCUCUAUUGUCUGGUCCCAUCCCAGACGAGAUAGGGAACUGCACGGAACUGCAGAAUCUGUACCUGUACCAGAACUCUAUCACGGGCCCAAUCCCUACGAGGUUAGGGGACCUCAAAAACCUUCAGAGCCUGCUGCUAUGGCAGAACGGCAUGGUGGGGACAAUUCCGUCCGGACUUGGAAACUGUAGAGAUUUGAGAGUGAUCGACUUCUCCAUAAAUCUCCUCACCGGAAAAAUACCGGCGAGCUUCGGGAAUCUCGUCAAGCUCGAGCAAUUGCAACUGAGCAUGAACCAACUGUCAGGUACUAUACCUCCCGAGCUCCUAAAUUGUGUCCGUCUGACUGAUUUGGAACUCGACAACAAUCAAUUUUCCGGGGAAAUCCCACCCGGGAUCGGGAAUUUAACUGGCCUGACUAUAUUUUUCGCCUGGAGGAAUAACCUGACGGGCACCAUCCCGGAAUCUCUAUCCGCUUGCCGGAAUCUCGAUGCCCUCGAUCUUUCUUACAACGGGCUUUACGGCCCGGUGCCAAAACAGAUAUUCUCACUAAGAAACUUGACAAAAUUGCUGCUGAUCUCAAAUAAUCUUACUGGCUUUAUCCCGCCCGACAUUGGCAACUGCACAAACUUGUACCGGCUGAGGAUCAGCGAUAACGGGCUGGGCGGCACUGUUCCAUCCGAAAUCGGCAACUUGAAAAAUUUAAACUUCCUCGAUAUGGGCGGCAACCAUCUCGUGGGAUCCAUACCUUCUUCCAUCUCGGACUGCAAGAGUCUCGAGUUUCUUGAUCUCCACUCCAACUCGCUGUCCGGAACCCUGCCUGGGACUCUGCCGAGAAAUCUACAGUUCGUGGACAUCUCGGAAAACCGGCUCACAGGCCUGCUGACCCCAAGCAUCGGCUCUCUCGCCCAACUAACCAAACUCAAUCUCAGAAGAAACCAUCUCGCCGGGAAAAUCCCUGCAGAGAUCAUCUCCUGCAGUAGGCUACAGUUGCUCGACCUCGGGGACAACGCCUUUUCCGGCGAGCUUCCAAGAGAGCUCGGCCUGCUCCCAUCCCUCGAGAUCUCCCUCAACCUCAGCUGCAACCAAUUCACGGGCGUAAUCCCAUCCGAGUUCUCCAACCUCGACAAACUUGGAAUCCUCGACCUCUCCCACAACAGAAUCUCCGGGAAUCUCGAUCCCCUCGGGAGCCUCCAGAACCUCGUUUCCCUCAACAUCUCGUUUAACGACUUCUCAGGCAGCCUGCCCAACACCUCUUUCUUCAGCAGGCUGCCCCCAGGCAGUCUCCAGGGCAAUCCCAACCUACACUUAAUUACCGCAACCAGUGGCAUGGUGGACCCCACCACCCGUCACGCACGUGCCUCCAUGAAACUGGCGAUGGCGAUUCUCAUCAGUGUAAGCGUGGUGCUCGUUCUGCUUGCCAUUUACGUCGUGAUCCGGGCCCGUAUGGCCCGAAACGGGAAGACCACAGGGUCCAAUUCUUGGGAGAUGACGUUUUAUCAGAAGCUGGAGCUCUCGAUUGAUGAUGUGGUCAGGAGCCUGACAUCGGCCAAUGUGAUCGGUACAGGAAGCUCAGGAGUUGUGUACAGAGUGAUGGUCCAAGACGGUGACACCCUGGCUGUGAAGAAGAUGUGGGCCUCGGAGGAGGAGGAGGAGGUGAGCCCGUUUGUGUCCGAGAUCCGGACGCUCGGCUCCAUCAGGCACAAGAACAUUGUGCGGCUUCUGGGGUGGGGCUCGAGCCGGACGAUGAAGUUGCUUUUCUACGACUACCUCCCGAACGGGAGCCUAAGUUCGAUGCUCCAUGGUGGUGCACAGAAGAAUUAUGGGGGAGCCGAGUGGGAGGCGAGGUUCGAGGUCGUUUUAGGAAUUGCACACGCGCUCACGUAUUUGCACCACGACUGUGUGCCACCCAUCAUUCAUGGGGAUGUGAAGGCUAUGAAUGUCUUGCUCGGCAGCCGAAUGGAGCCGUACCUUGCGGAUUUCGGGCUUUCGAGAGUCGUUGAUCGUGAAGCUGACGCUAAACCAAGUCGAAACCGGCCUCAUAUGGCCGGUUCAUACGGUUACAUGGCUCCUGAGCACGGAUCGAUGCAGAGGAUCACAGAGAAGAGCGACGUAUACAGCUUUGGUGUAUUGGUGCUGGAGGUGCUGACAGGGAGGCACCCGUUGGACCCGACGCUGCCCGGUGGGUCCCACUUGGUCCAAUGGGUGAGGGAGCACCUGAAUCAGAAGCUGGACCCGGUGGAUAUGCUCGACCCAAGGCUGAGGGGGCGGGCCGAUCCGCAGGUGCACGAGAUGCUGCAGACGCUGGCCGUUGCGUUCCUGUGCCUUAGCACACGUGCGGAUGAUCGGCCGACUAUGAAGGACGUGGUGGCUAUGUUGAAGGAGAUUCGGAACGUGGACCCUGCAAGGUCGGAAGGAGGUGACUUGUUCAAGGGGAAUCUUUGGGCCAAUCAUAAACCACCACCUAUGCCUAUGCCUAUGCCUAUGCCUGAGAGAGUGUUGUUGCAAGGAUCCUCAAGCUGCUCUUUUGCAUUCUCAGAAGAUUCUGUUUGA